AUGUGGGUUAUUGUAUCUUUUAUAAGGGUUAUUAUAAAUUCUAAUAAAAGUAAAUGUUUAAGAACAUACAAUGCCGCAAAAGUUACAAGAUGUUUUGUUUUAAUUUUAGCAAUUACUGAUUUAGUUGUCUUAAUGACACUUCCUGUCACAAUUGCUAAUGUUCUCCUAAGAUAUUUUCCUCUUGGUUCUUUUUAUUGUCGUCUUCAUACUGCCAUUGAUCAAUCAGGCAAAUUAAUUUCUAUUGUAAUAUUAAUGUGUAUGAGUAUUGAAAGAUAUUUGGUAGUGUGCACAAAAUGGAGGUAUUCUUCAACACGCAAAUUAGCAACAAUUGGUCCAUUAGUAUUUGCUAUUAUUAUAUGUGUAUGCAUUCCAUUAUAUCCACAAAUACGCCAUACACGUAUAAGCUACAUACUAGUACCAAUAAAUGAAACAUCGAAAAUUGAAAAUAAAACAAUAUGUAUUUAUAAUAUUCCACCAGAAUGGGUCACAACAAUUACAAAUUAUAACUUUUUAACAGGAUUUGCAAUACCAUUAACAAUUAUGUCAAUAUGUUAUAUAAUGUUAGUUAAGCAUGUUAAAAAUAAAUUCAAAAGACGAAGUAAGAAUAAAAAUUUUUCAAAUUCUAAUAAUAUAUCUCUUAAUAAUACACCCAAAUAUAUUUUUAAAUUAACAAAUUCCAUACGUCGUAUAGCAAUUUUUCAUUUUUGUUGUUGGGCACCUUUUUGGAUAUACUCAAUAACACCACAAUUAUUAGAUUAUUUUAACAGUAAAUGGAUACUAAGAUCAUCAUGGUAUAAUACAGGACAAUUAGUUGCUAAUAUGCUUCCUUAUGUCAAUUCUGCUGGUAAUUGUAUAUUAUAUGCAUUUUUAAAUCAUGAUGUUCGAAAUAAUAUAACAAAUAAAAGAAACAGUGUUACACAUAGUUAUAAUAAAUUUCCUAAUCAUACAACAAAUCAAAAUCCAUCAACACGAUUUUUAUAA
Strongyloides ratti is the source of this 981-nucleotide messenger RNA. Its product is annotated as G protein-coupled receptor, rhodopsin-like family and GPCR, rhodopsin-like, 7TM domain-containing protein. Lineage: Eukaryota; Metazoa; Nematoda; Chromadorea; Rhabditida; Strongyloididae. The transcript is spliced from 3 exons. Gene Ontology annotation, biological process: G protein-coupled receptor signaling pathway. The coding region runs from base 1 to 981 and encodes 326 amino acids. Gene Ontology annotation, cellular component: neuron projection; membrane. Gene Ontology annotation, molecular function: peptide binding; G protein-coupled receptor activity. The record is from RefSeq and is a predicted model, not a curated record.